Ectocarpus sp. CCAP 1310/34 is the source of this 2293-nucleotide messenger RNA. NCBI's taxonomy places the organism in Eukaryota, Phaeophyceae, Ectocarpales, Ectocarpaceae. The record is from the annotation of a GenBank genome assembly.
CCCCACGCUCCUGUUCGCCAAUGCCGGCAUGAAUCAGUUCAAGCCGCUGUUCUUGGGAACUGCAGACCCAGCUCUGCCCUUGUCAAAGUUGACUAGGGCCACUAACUCCCAGAAGUGCAUCCGUGCGGGCGGCAAGCACAACGACCUCGACGACGUGGGGAAGGACCUCUACCACCACACUUUCUUCGAGAUGCUCGGAAACUGGUCGUUCGGAAGCUACUUCAAGGAAGAGGCCAUCGGGUAUGCAUGGGAAUGUCUGACCACGGUGUAUAAGCUCGAUCCUUCUCGGCUGUACGCCACGUACUUCGGUGGAGACGAGAAGCUGAGAGUCGGAGCUGAUGAGGACGCCAAGAAGAUUUGGCUCAAGUACCUACCCGAGAGCCGAGUCCUGCCGUUCAGUCUGGCUGACAACUUCUGGGAAAUGGGCGACGUUGGUCCGUGCGGGCCGUGUGUGGAGAUCCACUAUGACCGCAUCGGCGGCCGCGAUGCCGCGAAGGAUGUUAACAUGGACAAGCCCGAAGUUAUCGAGGGCAAGAUGUCCAACUACGACACGGAUGUAUUCGUGCCUAUUUUCGAAGCCAUUAGCUCCGCCACUGGAGCUCGGCCCUACACCGGGAAGGUUGGCGAGGAGGACAGUGACAACAUGGACAUGGCCUACAGGGUAGUGGCUGACCACAUCCGCACCCUCACGAUAGCCAUCACGGACGGGUGCACCCCUUCCAACGACGGUCGCGGUUACGUGUUGCGUCGCGUGUUGAGGAGGGCCAUUAGGUACGGACAACAGGUCCUCGGCGGCAAGCCUGGCUUCUUCCACACUCUUGUGCCCGUGGUGGUGGGACUGAUGAAGGGGAUAUUCCCGGAGCUUGUCGACGCAGAGGCGCGAGUGACAGCCGUGAUCAAGGACGAGGAGAUGUCCUUCAACAAGACUCUCGACAAAGGACUAAAGGAAUUCAACAAGGUCGCGGCCGCCCUUGGCGACAGCAAGGUUUUCCCUGGUACGGUCGCGUUCCAGCUGUACUCCUCUAUGGGCUUCCCUCUCGACCUGCUGACGCUAAUGGCAGAGGAGAAGGGUUUGAGCGUAGACGUUGAGGGUUUCGACCAGAAGAUGUCCGACGAAAAGAUGAAGAGCAACCAAGCCAGAAGCAACCAGAAGGCCGCCGGAGGCAAACCUAUGAUAUUGGAAGCUGAACAGGUGCUUGCCCUGUUCGUCGGGAAGGGAGAGGGAGAGGACGGUGUAGGGUUUGUGCCUUCCGCGUCCGCCGUCGUCGACGAGGCAGACCAGCAGACAGUCGGGGUGGUGCUUGACUGCACCAGCUUUUACGCCGAGGGGGGCGGGCAGAUCUACGACAUCGGCGAGCUGUCACUGUCGGACGGGUCUGGCUCGUUCGCCGUCCGCCAGGUUUCUAACUUCGGCGCCUACACCCUGCACAUCGGGCAGUAUUACGGGGCUGUUGAGGUCAAGGCUGGCACACUGUCAGUGGGGAGCGACGUGGUGUGCAAGGUGGACUACGAGAGACGUGCCAAUGUGGCUCCUAACCACACCAUGACGCACGUCCUCAACUUCGCCCUCAGGAAGGUGGCCGAUGUGGAGGACUUGGUGAACGACAAGAUCAACAAGAACUUGCCGGUCUACGCGUUCGUCGCGCCCCUCGAACAGGCACAGCGCAUCCAGAGCCUCCGUGGCGUGUUUGGCGAGAGGUAUCCUGACCCAGUGAGAGUGCUCAGCAUCGGCCAGGAUGUGCCGGCAAUGCUUGAGGACCCCGAGAACUCGGCCUGGUCUGACGUUUCGGUGGAGUUCUGCGGCGGAACCCACCUGAGCAACACCCAGGAGGCGGAGACGUUCGUCAUCCUUGAGGAGGCGGGCAUCGCCAAGGGCGUGCGGCGCAUUGUCGCAGUGACCCGCGGGCUGGCCCUUGCUGCUGUUGAGAGGGCCAAGGCGUUCGAACAGCAGCUCGAUGUGGCCGACGGGAUCGAAGACAUCUCUCUCGACACUAAGGUCCGACGCCUGGGUGCGGAGCUUGACGGUGCAGUUAUCUCGGUCAAGGCGAAGAACAAACUACGCGCUCGUCUGGCGACCCUUGUCCAAAAGGCUAAAGCACUGAAGAAGAAGGUGAUGGAGGAGCGUGUGGGACAGGCGGUCACUGCGGGUAAGGCGGAAGCCGAGAAGACAAAGGAGGCUGGUGGGACCCAGCUGGUUUUCCGCGCGGACUUCGGGUGCGAUGCGAAGUCCGCCGUAAAGAUCCUUGCCGAGGUGUCCAAGGCAUGUCCUGAACUGGUGAGUACGUGCGCCUGA